This is a messenger RNA of Rhodotorula toruloides NP11, 801 nucleotides long. RefSeq lists its product as uncharacterized. The record is from RefSeq and is a predicted model, not a curated record. Lineage: Eukaryota; Fungi; Basidiomycota; Microbotryomycetes; Sporidiobolales; Sporidiobolaceae. The coding region runs from base 1 to 801 and encodes 266 amino acids. The transcript is spliced from 8 exons.
AUGUCUGCCGAGACUGCCACCAACGCUCCUGCGCCUCCCAACCCCGAGCUCGUCAUCCGCAAGCUCGAUGAGCACACCACGAUCUUCUCGGUGCCGUUUGCGAGGAUGGGACUCGUACCGUUUGGCGGUCGCAGCACCGCUAUCAAGCUUCAAGACGGCUCGGUUUGGCUUGCGGCGUCUCACCCGCUCGACCCUGCUACGCUCGAGACAAUCACCGCGAUGGGUCCGGUCAAACAUAUCGUGAUGCUGGAUGCAAAGCACGGGAUGUACACGAAGUCCUACUACGAUGCCUUCCCUGCCGCCAAGCUCUACCUCCCUGCCGGCGGCGUCUCGACCUGGCGCAAGAAGGGAUUCCUUCCCUCCGACGAAUCCAAGUACGCGUCGUACGGCGAGGGAAGCAAGCAGGUUGAUCCGUUCGAGGCGACCACCGGAGGCGAGAUCAAGAGUGUCGACUUUGGAAAGGCGCAUAUCAACCAGGACAUCGCCUUCCUCCACGCCCCGACCAAGACGCUCAUCCAGGCCGACUUGCUCUUCAAUCUUCCGCCUACCGAGCAGUACUCGCGCUCCUCGUCCCGCCCGACCGUCCCCUUCAUCUCCGGCCUGCUCCGCCACAGCACCCGCGCGCACCAGCGCUUCAUCCACCACCUCGCGACCAAGGAUAAGGCUGAGAUGAAGUGGGCGGCGAAGAAGGUCGCUGAGUGGGACUUUGACCGCAUCAUUCCCUGCCACGGCGACGUUAUCGAGACCGGCGGAAAGAAGGCUUGGGUCGACACCUUCGCCUGGUUCACGAACCACGAGUAG